AUGUCCGAGCCGGAGCCCGCGGGGAGCCUCCCCGAGGCGGCGGGGCAGGAGAAGCGGCUCUCUAACGGAGGGAGUCCCGCAAAAAGCAAAGAGGACUUGGACCUGGCUGCCGUCUACGUGUCGGACGCUCAGUACAACAGGAACAUUUUCUUCGACACGUCGCCGCAGGCCGUCAGGCUGUAUCUGCUCUACAACCACUGGGUUCCUCAGGUUCUCCUCUACGUCUUCAUCCUGGUCGAUCUGUGUCUCGCCAUCUUCGAGGAUCCGGCCGUCGUUCCUCUGCCGGUCUGGGCCACCAUGCUGGUGGAGCUCAUCUGUCUGUCGGCCUUCACCACCCGGCUCGUCCACUAUGCCAAGGUCAUCCCUCGAGACAAGUUCUGGAAGGACCCCAAGAACAUCUGCAUCAUCGUCAUCGUGCUGCUCUCCCUGCUGGAUAUGAUGAUCUACGGCGCUCUGAAGGCCACAGAUCACAACGCCGUGCGCUGGUCCAGGGUUCUGCGCCCGCUGCUAUUGGUCAACGUCACAGAGGGACGACAGCUUCGCCGGGCGUUCAGGAGCAUCCGCAACGCUCUGCCUCAGAUCUUCCUCGUCUUCCUGCUCUUCAUCUUCAGCGUCCUCAUGUUCUCCCUCAUGGCCCUCAAACUGUUUGUGAAACGAGAUCUGAAAACCACAGAAGGAGAGCCGUACUUCACGCACUACCUGGACAUCGUCUUCGAUCUGUACGUCCUCGUCACCACGGCCAACAGCCCCGACGUCAUGAUGCCAGCGUACAACGCCAACUUCUUCUUUGCCAUCUUCUUCUUCUUGUACAUCCUCGUCAACACCUACAUCUUCAUGUCUGUCUUCCUGGCCGUCGUGUACAACAGCUACAAAAAGUACCUGAAGGAGGAGGUACGGCAGCUGGUGAGGGCCAAAAGGCACAAGAUGGCACGAGCGUUCGCGGUGCUGCAGGAGAGGCGGGAGGAGGGGGCGGAGCCAGUGGUGACCCGAGACUGCUGGAACCAGCUCGUCCGAUUGGUCCAGUCCGACAUAAGCACCGCCCACAGAGAGCUGCUGUGGAGCGUCUCGGACGACAAGAACCAGGGUUACAUAGGUAAACUGGCGUUCGUCCAGCUGGCGGACCUGCUGAACAUCCAGGUGAUCACGAUGAAAUCGAGGCCACACCCACUGCAGACGUUAUGCCCCGCCCUCUACCUGUCCCCGCCCAGCCGGCUGCUGUGCCGAGUGGUCCAACACCGGGCGUUUGUGAUAGCCUUCGACCUGAUCAUCCUGGUGAAUGCCGUGUUCAUCGGCCUGGACGAGGAGGAUCCUGUGAUCGGCAACUCGGAGUGGGUUUUCCUGGCUCUCUACAUGCUGGAGAUCCUGCUGAAGCUCUACGCCUUCGAGCCCCGAGCGUUCUUCUCCAGACACAACUUCUGGAACUGGUUUGACACCAUCAUCGUCAUCUCAGCUCUCAUCGCCACCAUCGUUAACACAGCGGUGGAAUCAUCAUUGCAUUACAGCCCCCGGGAGAUCCUGGACAUCGUCUUCGUCCUGCGGGUGCUCCGGCUGAUCCGUGUGGUCGACAGCAUCAAAAGGUUUCGUACCAUCAUCAACACGCUGAUUCGGAUCGGACCAACAAUAUUGACGUUUGGACAGCUCAUUGUCGUGAUCUACUAUAUAUUUGCCAUGGUGGGGAUGGAGCUGUUCAAAGGGAAGGUGCGGUAUGUGGAGUCCAGCGACCCGCAGCAAACCGACUGUGGAAACCCUCUGCUGAAGGACUCGGCCUUCGCCAACCGCAACUACUGCAAGAACAACUUCAAUGACGUGGUGUCAUCCUUCAUCCUGCUGAUGGAGCUCACCGUCGUCAACCAGUGGCACGUGCUCAGCAGCGGCUUCACCGCCGUCACCCACAAGUCGGCCAGACUCUUCUUCGUCCUCUUCCACAUCGUGGUCGUCAUCAUCAUCAUCAAUAUCUUCGUGGCGUUCGUGCUCGAGGCGUUCUCCGUCGAGUACUCGGUGGAGAAAGGCGACCUGCAGACUUCUCUGGAGAAGAAGAUCAACGAGCUGGAGCUGGCCGUGGCUCAGGAGCAGCAGGAGGAAAACCUGGUCGACUCCAUGGAAACCAGCGACAACGACCUGGGAAGCGGCCAAUCAGCGAAGAGCAAACCCGCCCUGAUGUUUAAGAUCGCCUCGAAACGGUACAGGACGGUGGACGGUUUGCUGCAGCGGAUGUUCGAGGCUGAUCUGAGUCCUGACGACUUCGCCGCGGAAGAGGACGCCGACACGCCCAACUUCUCAAACCCGAUCUUCAGCUCCGCGUAGACACACAUGAAGGGACCCGACUACGGCAGCCUGUCAGGGACACUGUGGGGGAACAAUAUGAAGCUGGAGGACAGGGGAGGGGGGGUAUUCUGAGGAAACUUUUUGUGUCGACUCUGCUGCUGCUCGCCGGCUAUCAGGCCUGCAGCUGAUAACCUCAAAUUCUUUAUCCUAUUUUUUUUUUUAUCCUAAAUUUG
Messenger RNA from Myripristis murdjan (pinecone soldierfish), 2498 nucleotides. RefSeq names its product two pore segment channel 3 (gene tpcn3). The transcript is spliced from 19 exons. Gene Ontology annotation, molecular function: monoatomic ion channel activity. Lineage: Eukaryota; Metazoa; Chordata; Actinopteri; Holocentriformes; Holocentridae. Gene Ontology annotation, biological process: transmembrane transport; monoatomic ion transport. The record is from RefSeq and is a predicted model, not a curated record. The coding region runs from base 1 to 2304 and encodes 767 amino acids. Gene Ontology annotation, cellular component: membrane.